AUGAGUGAGUCCAGGCAAACCCUCGAUGAUACAACAACCGAUUACACGGACACGGAAGUGGGAGACACCGAUGGCACCGGAAAUGAGGAGGAAGAAGAGCCAGAAGAACCAGAAGAAGCAGAAGAACCAAAAGAAGCAGAAGAAACAGGAGAACCAAGAGAAUCACAAGAUCCAGAAGAACCAAAAGAGCCAAGAAGGAAAAAGACAUGGAUGGAAAAAUGCAUUAUGCGGGAGAAAUGGAAGUGCGACGAUAAGGCACUUUGGCGUAUUUACAUGAACGCAUUUAUGGAAGAUCAAGAGAAACUGGAAAGGGAUGACAUUUUCAAACGUAGAAAGCCGGCAAAGUUUCGAAAAUAUCCACGCGUCCGAUCGGAAGAGGAUUUAUCGCAUCACAAAUGCUUGCCCAUGAGUGCUUUCCGUGAUCAGCUGCAGUUACCUAAUAAAUUAGAUCGCAAGAAGAUGAUUCGAAUUUGGCGAAAUAUGCGGGCGAACUUGCCGGUACAAGAAUCAAAAUCGGAUACCAACAUACAGACUCAGCGAGAAGGAGUCGCAAGGACCACGAGUGACAAAUGGCCGGGGAUGUGGCCAUGCACCACCAGGGAUAUGGCAAAGGAAAUAUUAGAAAGAAGAAAACAGCAGAGAAGAGCGAAAAGAGACUUGUUUCCUUGCGAUCCAGGCGACGUACGCGACGAGUUCGAGGAUCCAAGCAAAGACUAUUCUGAUCGCAAGGAAUUAGGUCACGCUAGAAUUCCGCAACCGUGUCCUGCACCAACUAAGGAGUUGUUAGUCGAUCGAGCUGCCGGUGAACAACCUGGUUUAGUCGACGGUGAUUACGUAAUUUUCGAGUUACCCUCGAAAGCAAAGGGUACCAGGAUCUAUGCCGAUGUAUGUCUUCAUGGUUUGAAAGGAAUGCAUUUGCCGGAGCUGAGUGUAUUACGAGCACGUCGGAACACCUGGAAAUUCUGCUUCUAUCAGGCAAUUGUUGCUCUUCUGGCCAAGACACAGAUAAGGUACAAAUACGCCUGGAACGCCAACAUCGAUUACAUCUACGACCACGCAUGGAUGCUGUACACACACAUCGGCAUGAUCAACAUAAAGGAGAAGCAAAGACUGGACGACAUCGUGGUGUACAAUUACAAGUACAGCAUCGAAGUGGAGCUGAUUCAAGAACUGAACGACGUCCCCAUCGUGACCGACAUCCCGUGGGAUUACGAGGAGAGGAAUCUAAGGCGCAAGAUGGUGUUAGAACGAAAGGAGUUGAUGAACGUUCAACUGGAGAUUGGUUCCGAAAAGAUAACCGACGAACAACGGACACCCGUUCACAGCGGGAUCAAAGAAAUCGAGGAAUGGUUCGACAAGCUUAAAGUCCGUUAUCGCAACUGCAUAUUUCGCACCACACGGUUCUCCUUAGCAUUCUGGAACGAUAGCAGUUUUUGGUACUUGUACAAUCCAUAUCGAUGCGACAAGUUCGGGUACUGGGACGAUGACGGUUACGCGUGCAUCAUGAAAUUCUGCACGAAGGAGUCUCUUCGGAGACACCUGAUGAUUCUUCUGCUGAGAGCUUACGUGUAUGAAGUUCCAAAACCGGAGAAGCCGGAACCCGAGCAGAAACCGGAAGAGGCGAAACCGGAGGAACAGCCUAAGUUCUUCACAGUUCAAAUUUUCCACGUGGUCCACCAUUGUUGUCAAAUCCACAACCUGAAGUUGUUACAACGAGGUCCACCAAAACCACCCAGACACCUGGUGAAGAAGAAGACGAUCGACGACUGUCCGUUUGAUCCUUUAGACACAAGAGACCCGUGCACCAUCGAACAGGAGGAAGGAGAUCUCAAAGAAGCCAUCGAGAAACCGACAUGGUUGAAGCUGUACAAGAUCAUCUGGGCGAAGUGCAUGGCAAUUCCUCAGAAGAAGAAGGGUAUCAAAGACGUGGCCUCGAAAAUGCGCUGGCACCAAUACGUCGUCGAAGAGUCCAACAAGUUGUUCUCCCUUUGGGGCGAGAUUCACAUAACGGACAGCAUGUUCGAGAGGGAGAACCGUGGCAUGCAGACGUACGCUUGUUACGUGGUUUGCGCCGGUAUGACUCGCAUCAUGGCGCCGGAAUAUUGGACCUCGAAGAACCUGGACGUGAUAGUCAUGUGCGGGGACAGGUACUACACGCACAGCAAACUGGAGGCCGAGUUUAAGUCGACUAAGAACGAAUAUAGUCACGUGAACUGCUGGAACAGGUACCUGAUGAGCCACUUCAAGAUCGGCGAAACGAUGUUCGAGGCCAAAGUCCUGCCUGCGAUUUGCGGCAGAUUGUACUCCAAGACGUGCAAGUACCUCUGGCAGUCUUUGGAACAGAUGUUCCUGAAAUAUCAUUUUGGUAUUCUGACCUGCGAGAGCUCCUGUCUAGGGAUUUUCAAGUUCUGCGGCGCGUAUUACAUGUACGACGUGAACUCCUUUGGUCCGCCGUUGUAUCAGUACGGCGAAGGAGCUUCUUACUUGUUGAGAGCUACGUAUUUUUAUAAAUUCAUCACCAUCUUGGUGGUCACGAUCGGUUCCCCUGAAUGCAGUCAGUUUGCACUGAAUCCUAUCGAGAUAUUGAAGGUUAUCGAUGUGGGCCCGAGCGAUGUGCCUGUUGCGAGGGCGGAGAAGGAGAGAGGCAGAAGAGUAGCCAAAGUGGAGUGCCCGUAUGAUGAAGAGAAGAAGAAACAGAUGAGGAAGUGGAAGCAUAAGAGGGCGGAAACUGCGAGGCUCAUUGAUAAAUUGUGUUGCAAAGGCACCGAACAAUGA
Megachile rotundata (alfalfa leafcutting bee) is the source of this 2775-nucleotide messenger RNA. RefSeq lists its product as uncharacterized. Lineage: Eukaryota; Metazoa; Arthropoda; Insecta; Hymenoptera; Megachilidae. The record is from RefSeq and is a predicted model, not a curated record.